This is a messenger RNA of Plasmodium adleri (nom. inval.), 543 nucleotides long. Its product is annotated as conserved Plasmodium protein, unknown function. The record is from RefSeq and is a predicted model, not a curated record. NCBI's taxonomy places the organism in Eukaryota, Apicomplexa, Aconoidasida, Haemosporida, Plasmodiidae. The transcript has a single exon. Bases 1 to 543 code for a protein of 180 amino acids.
AUGAAAAAUGUUUGCUAUUUUAUAUUCUUUUGUAGUUUCCUUCUUUGGGUAAAUAGUAUGAAUCCACUAAGAAAAGGUAAUGAGAAUUUUUCAGAAAAAAAUUCAUCAGAUGAAUAUGAAUAUGUCGAUUCUGCUUACCCAGGAUUUAAUAUACAUUACAAUUUAGAACCCAAAGAUUGGAAACAUAUAGAAUUAAUAGAAAAAAACAAUAAACAAUUUAUGAUGGAUAUUAAAGAAGAAAUAAAAAGAAUGGAAGAAGAUAAAAAGAAAAUAAAUUAUAUCUUAAAUGUUCAAAAACAACAAUUCCAAGAAUUAUUAUUUUUAAUAGACCAUAAAAAACAUAACCAUCAUAAUACUAACAUAGAUGAAAUGCCUAACUUUUUAAAAAAAGGUACAUUUCAUGAUGAGUAUAAUAAUAAUAAGUUAAAUGAAAAUCAAAUAUUACAAGAAUUUAAAGAUAUAGAUAAUUAUACAUUAGAUAAUUACAAAUAUAUCGGACAACAAAAUUUCUAUUAUCACUUAGCACAACAAUGGAUACCAUAA